AUGACUACCUUGGGCGACCUUGAGCUGUCUACCCUUAGGGCAGAAAACUAUCAGGGACUUGCGAGAGUGCCUCUACAGUCCUUAAAAUUUAACCAUCCGCUCGUUCAACAGAAGCACCGUGAAAUCUCAGAGAAGAAUAUCCAACGACUUUGCAAUGUCUUCGCGCGGAGCAGCUGCCAACGCUUGCAACAAGAAAACUACAUUAACGCAAUUGUUGGCCAGUCAGAGCUCGUAGGCUCGUUGGCGGCUAUUGGUAUGACACCAAGUCAAAUGUUGAAACUCCAAGAGGGCGACAAUCUGCCAUAUCUUUCCCUAGACUCAGUGUUUUGCCUGUCUGGCUUGCACCGGGUAGAGGCCGCGAAGCGAUAUCUGCCAAGCAGUGAUCAAUGGUGGGUGGUACGACUCUACUCAGGGAAUUCGCCAAAAGAACUACUGUUAAGAGAUAUUGAGGCCUAUACGAACGAGCAGAGGCCACCAGAUGGGGAGGUCUUCCGGAAGAUACGCAUAUACCAUAAUUGUGGAGACAUUGAAUCCGAGAACAGGUGGUGGACUUAUCUAGACAAUUCAAAACCAAAAGACCUGCGCCAGCUUAUAAAGCACAAAAAUCUGAUAUCAGCUUUUGAUGCCCUAGUUGACAUACCAGGCCUUUGGUCAAAAGUCCAUUUGGGAUCUCUCCACCGUCUCCUGAAAUUGCGUUGCGAUGAGGAAAUGAUUUGUUAUCUAAGCCAUGUUGAUACUACCUGGCGGAAGAUCCUAUCCUGCAAUUCGGGAAGCUUACCUGCUUCUGUUGUUGACUCUAAAACUGUUGAGAAGCUGCAACUUCUUAGACCGUGCGCCGACUCAGACAAGUACAUUAUCCAGAAAUUAAUGAAGGAACGAGUUCUCUUUCCUAAUAUACUCGAUGACAGCACUAGGCUUCGCUUGUUAGAAAACAUUUGCAGCCUUACCUGCCUUAUUCCGUCUUUGUGGACCUUUUUUGAGAACCUUAAAUUUCUCGAGCCUUGUUGCGAUUCUCUUCGGCAAAUUUUAGGCAACGACAUACACGGGACAUUGAAGUCAACACUGUUAAGCAGCUAUUCACCGCCAGCGAAGUCAUAUAUCCAGACGGACGCAAACUAUGAGGCAGAAUUUGAUAUCUCUGCUGAACCAGACGCUCUGGCGCAAAUUGCAUAUCUCGAGCUAUGGGCAUUCUGCGCCCGUCACCUAGACGGACUUACCACAUUUACGCCUCGGAAAGAAGCUAAGAAACCAAAGCCCUUGGUUAAAGGUCCUAACCCACUACUUUUGCAAUACCUCGCCAAGUUUGCUAUAAGCCGAGGAUUUCGUACCCAUAGGGCAUUACUUCUUUCUAAACAGGACUCGCAAACUGCACUAGCUAUCGAUUUUCUUAAGAAAGCAAAUCCUAUUGCUUCUGAUUACAGCAUAGAUCAAGUGAGAGCAGUUAUAGAUGCUGGAACGCGCCCUCCAUCUACUGUCCAAACAUUAAAAUCCCAAUCUGCGAUAUCAGAAAUCACCCCAGAGAGGCGUUGUGGUCGACCUUUUGAAGAUGACUAUGCUGUUGACAAGUUAACUCUCUUUCUUCCAUUGAUAUAUGGCGAUUAUAAAAGUUCAGAUGCUACCUUAGCAUUUGUCCGACAGGACCUUUUUACGCAUUUUUUCGGUCCAAUUAGGAUACUUGACACUCAACUUGGCCCUUCAGCUCAGGCUUCCUGGUUGCAGGUG
Westerdykella ornata is the source of this 1722-nucleotide messenger RNA. RefSeq lists its product as uncharacterized. The transcript has 2 exons. NCBI's taxonomy places the organism in Eukaryota, Fungi, Ascomycota, Dothideomycetes, Pleosporales, Sporormiaceae. The annotation marks the transcript as partial. The record is from RefSeq and is a predicted model, not a curated record.